AUGGGAUGGCGACCAUCGGGCGGCGGAGACACGUUUACUUUGGAUAGCAGCAAUAUUGGAGCUGCACAAUGGAGCCGAGCUGCCAAAGGAUGCGAGCUGAAAAUCCUGUCACGGACGUCAGGCGUCAUUCAAUUGGACGGCUUUGAUCAAGAGGAUUUUGAGCGAUUGAGCAAAGCCUUCAAAGUCUGGUACGGCGUCGCCAUCGAACAACGAGAACAUGCACUUCGAGGAUGGAAUUGGGGCAAAGCAGAAUUCACCAAGGCGGAACUUGCCUUCAAUGUCCAAAACCGUCCCGCUUUUGAAAUCCCUUACUCUGAAAUUUCGAACACAAAUCUGGCGGGUAAGAAUGAGGUCGCAGUUGAAUUUGCGCUUCCCGCAGAUGAGAAGGCCAAUGGUCACAUCGAGGGCAGCACCAAAAACCGUGGCCGGAAAGCUGCUGCUGGUCCUGACGAACUAGUUGAGAUGCGGUUUUAUAUUCCUGGUACAGCCCUAAAGAAGGAGAAGCCUCAAGAAGAUGGGACCAAGAAAGAAGAAGACGAGGAAGAGGAAGUUGAAGAAGUCGAAGAACAGAACGCCGCGAAUCUCUUCUACGAGACUCUUAUGGACAAGGCAGAGAUAGGCGAUGUGGCAGGAGACACAUAUGCUACAUUCUUGGACGUCCUGCAUCUUACACCCAGAGGUCGAUUUGAUAUUGAUAUGUACGAAGCGUCGUUCCGGCUCCGUGGUAAGACAUAUGACUAUAAGAUUCAAUACUCCUCGAUAAAGAAAUUUUUCUUGCUACCCAAGAACGAUGAGAUGCACACUUUGAUCGUUCUUGGUCUGGAUCCACCACUUCGACAAGGUCAAACAAGAUAUCCCUUCUUGGUCAUGCAGUUGAAACUAGAUGAGGAAGUUAGCAUAGAGCUCAACAUGACAGAAUUCUCGCGGUAUCUAACAAUAGCCUCUAGGGAACUUUUACAAGAACGCUACAAAGGCAAGUUGGAGCCGCGAUAUGAGGAACCAAUCCAUCAGGUCAUUACCAAGAUUUUCCGUGGCCUUUCAGGGAAGAAAGUCAUAAUGCCAUCGAAGGACUUUGUCAGUCAUCACGGCCACAGUGGAGUUAAAUGCUCUAUCAAAGCAAACGAGGGUUCCUUGUAUUUCUUGGAUAAGAGCCUUAUGUUCGUCCCUAAGCCGGCAACUUACAUUCAGAUCGAAAACAUUGCCGUGGUUACCAUGUCACGUGUUGGCGGUGCUAUUUCUGCCAGCAGAACAUUCGAUAUCACCGUCAGCUUGAAGGGUGGCUUAGGAGAACAUCAAUUCAGCAACAUCAAUCGUGAGGAACAACAACCACUGGAGGAAUUUUUCAAAGCGAAAAACAUCCGAAUCAAAAAUGAAAUGGUUGACGACUCCGCUGCCCUCAUUGCAGCAGCUCUCGAGAAUGAGGACUCUAGUGACGAUGAUGUCCUUCCUGAUCGCGGUUCUGCUGACGAAGACGAAGAAUCCGUGGAUGAAGACUUCCGUGCUGACUCCGAUUCCGAUGUUGCCGAAGAGUAUGACUCUGCACACGAAAGCAGUGGCAGCGGAAGCGGCAGUGACGCUGAAAUGGAUGACGCGGACGAGGACGACGAUGUAGUGGACGAUGAAGAUGAAGAAGAGGAAGAACGACCCAAGAAGAAAUCCAAAGUUGGUAAAUAA
Talaromyces atroroseus is the source of this 1674-nucleotide messenger RNA. RefSeq names its product FACT complex subunit pob3. Gene Ontology annotation, cellular component: nucleus; FACT complex. The record is from RefSeq and is a predicted model, not a curated record. NCBI's taxonomy places the organism in Eukaryota, Fungi, Ascomycota, Eurotiomycetes, Eurotiales, Trichocomaceae. The transcript has 6 exons. The coding region runs from base 1 to 1674 and encodes 557 amino acids. Gene Ontology annotation, molecular function: DNA binding; nucleosome binding; histone binding.